CUUCACAGGCACAUUCAGGAGAGCCAUAAGAUUAAUAUUACAUCUUGUAAAAAGGGGCAUAAUAGGUGCCCUGUAAGAAUCAUUUUAAUAAAUUCAACUAUUAUUUUCCCCUGUGGACUAUGUAAACAUCCUUUAUGUGAAAUACCUUUUUCAGGUCAGUACUAAAAAACAACAACACGCAUUUUGUAUGAUCCCUCUUAUUUUGGUAAAAUAAUUAACAUUUUGCACAUUCUGAUCUCAUAUGGACUGGUAUUUUAGCUGGAAGCAAUGGUUUUAAGUAUAAAACAUCUAAAAGCUUUUCGCUUUACAAGACAUUAAUUGAUGAACUGGAGUGGUGUGGAUUACUUGUGGAUUACAAAGAUGUUUUUAUCAGCUGCAUGGACUCUCUGACGGCACCCGUUCACUGCAGAGGAUCCACUGCUGAGAAAGUGAUGCAAUGCUACAUUUCUCCAAACGCAUCUACAUCCUGGAUGGUCCGAGGACGUCGGAGGCUAUUUUAACCAGAAAUCGCGUCAGCAGCUGAUUCACUCUUCUUUGAGGUGAUGUACCAUCGCUGGCCAAUAGCCACGUCCACAUCCGCGAGCCCAGAGCGCAGCGGCACCAAAGUUUGUGCGUAAAGAAGGCGGCGCGCGCGGGGCGCCAUGACUCACUCACUGUCACCUCCUCUGAGAAAUACUGGUGUCCCGAGGACCCUUCCGCUCAAGUAUGCGUGUGGAAACACAGAACUGCACUUGACUCGCUAAACUUGAGCUCUGCUGUUUCCACAGCGAUGACAGGACAGAUUCAAGCGAUGAACCGGAGACGCGCUGCGCGUCCAUCUACCCAAACACCUCCGGAUCGAGUUCUUGCGUUCACUGACACGCUGCUGAGGGUUCAUCAGUCUUCAAACCAAACCAGCAUGGCGGCUUCCCGACCAAAUCUCUCCUGAUUGAAGCCGCUCGCCUAAAAUUUGAGUGACGCACUGAGAACUGCUCUUCAGCCAAAAAUAUCUCCUCAGCGUACGCCAAAGUGCUUUUAGCUUUGUCCUUGUUAUCCGCUUUGCAACCUCAGUGACAUCAGCCAACGCCACGCGGACUUUCAAUGCGAAUCCGGUUCUGGAGUGACCCUCGGCACCACGUGAACUGCUUCCAAGUGCUGCAGAUGUGCACAAAAAGAACAUCAAGAAUGUGCAAAGAGAGAUGCAGAUUUGUAGAACGCUUCGACAACUUUGCACUGAUGCAUAUCUAAGACGGAUCGCUCAUGCAUCAAACCUAAUGCCUGGAAACUACAGACAAACCUCUUUUGUACCUUAAUAGAUCACACAGAUUGCAACAACGGUGAUUGUGCCAUUCUCAUUGUUCUGUAUGAUGUUGCAGCUGCACAUGGUUAUGAACAUGUCAAAACAACCCUUGAAUUUAUGACUUUAUGACAAAAGAAUCUGACAUUCUCUGCAGUAUAAUAUGUUUAGUUCCUCUUGUUUAUUCCUUCACCCACAGCUAUUUUCCACGAACAUACAUCAUUAAAAGCCCAUCUAGGAGAAAGGAGAAAUGAGACACAACAGGUUAAAUUUCAUCACGUUCCCUCACUGUAAUGUUGGAAAUGGCCAAAUGUUCUUGUACUGCGGCCAAUGCAGUAGUGACUUUUUCAGCGUUUUCUUGGAGGGGAUCCAAUAUUAAGGUGCAAAGCGAAUUUACGCCGUUGCUGGAUGCCCAAAAUCAGACUUUAUUAAAUGCCUGGACGUCUUGAACAAAUGAUCCCCCUCAAAGACAACAUGACCCUGGAGUCGUUCCCUGAAAACUGUAGCAACUGCAGCCAGGUUCUCAACCCCGAGCUGAACGUCAUGAAGGCCGUUGUUCUAGGAAUGGUGUUGGCCAUCUUCAUCAUUUUUGGCGUUCUGGGCAACAUCCUUGUUAUCCUUUCAGUGGCUUGCCAUCGUAAUCUUCACACAGUUACGCAUUACUUCAUUGUGAACUUAGCAGUCGCGGAUCUUCUGCUGAGCUCUACGGUUCUUCCGUUUUCUACCGUAUUUGAGAUGUUGGGUCGUUGGAUCUUCGGACGGCCAUUCUGUGAUGUUUGGGCGGCAAUGGACGUCUUGUGCUGUACGGCGUCCAUUAUGAGCUUGUGCGUGAUUUCGGUGGACCGAUAUAUUGGCGUUAGCUAUCCUCUGCAGUACCCAUCUAUUGUAACAGAGCGGCGAGCGUUGCUCACACUUGUUGUUUUGUGGGCUCUGUCCAUUACCAUCUCAAUCGGGCCUCUUUUUGGAUGGAAGGAACCAGCGCCGAUGGACGAAUCCAUAUGCAAGAUAACCGAGGAACCCGGUUAUGCCAUUUUCUCCGCAUUAGGCUCCUUCUACCUCCCUCUAGUGGUGAUUCUGUCGAUGUAUUGCCGGGUGUACGUGGUCGCGAGGAGGGAGACCCGAGGACUGAUUAGCGGACAGAAAACGGAAAAGUCCGAUCACACCGCCGAGGCGGUUACUUUGCGGAUACAUCGCGGGAACACGGCGGUGUCUGAGGACGAGGCCUUGCGCAACCGGACACACUUCGCACUGCGUCUGCUCAAGUUCUCCCGGGAGAAAAAGGCCGCUAAGACACUGGGAAUCGUGGUUGGAUGCUUCGUCCUUUGUUGGCUUCCGUUUUUCCUGGUUCUUCCGAUCGGUUCCAUCUUCCCAACGUACAGACCCUCGGACACGGUCUUCAAGAUCACGUUUUGGCUGGGCUAUUUCAACAGCUGCAUCAACCCCAUCAUCUACCCCUGCUCCAGUCAGGAGUUUAAGAAAGCCUUCCUGAGCGUGUUGGGCGCCCGCUGCCUCCGCAAGAGAUCCACGCCUUCCCACGCGCUCUACCAGAGCCACAGUCCGCGGCACGGCCAGUCUCAAAUCCUCGGCCUAUCGAGCCGCGAAAACCCGUCCCGCCUGAGCCCGUCCUCUUCCAUCGCUCUGUCCCGCAGCCCGUCCUCCCGGGACGGCCGGGAAUGGCAGGCCCCUUCCCGGACAUCGUCGGCGGGGACUACCGGGGUCAGCGCGGGGGUGAGCGUGGGAGCCAAAGUGGCGGGAAUGUGCGGUAAGAACCUGCUGAGGACAUGCUGCUGCGUGAGAAUGGAUUCGCCGCAGCCCGAGCCGCCCGCACACAACUCGCUUCCCGUCAUCAAAAUCCAUCAGCUCUCGCUGUGUGAGGACGGUGAUGCGGUGUGAAUGAGCACGCUGGGGAAAUCACUCGACUCACGCUGGCUGUGAUGCCACUUUGCCACUUGACAGAGCCUCACAACGCAAACUGAUGAAGAAAACCGAGUUUUUGAUUGAAACCAUCAGUGAUGGGAACAUUGAGAGCUGCUUCGACACGGUUGAUGCUUAAUGCAGGCACAGUUCAGCUUUACAUGAAAACUGUCUUUAUUUACUCACUCUCAUGUCUUUCCAAACCUGUGGAACGACAGUCAGUGAACUGAAAUGCAAAUAAGAUUUUGCAGCUUCAACAGAGGGAAGUGCAUUAACUUUAACCCCGCAAAGCCUGAGACAGGAAAUAAUAGUCUGAAAAUUUUCUUUUUUUUUUAAUGGAGCAGGUUGAACCUUUAAACAAAGUAACGACGCAAGACUUACCAUUUUCACAUUCAACGCCAUGUUGUUUUAAAUAGCAAAUGCAUUUGUGCCCAUCUGUUUACCCAUGGGUGUGCUGGUCUGAAAACAAGGUAUGUUCAGGUGCAUUGGUGGUGCGUUACAGCUGACCAACUAAAACCUGUUCAGUGGUGCAGUUUUUUUUUAAUUUAUUUAAAGGGUGCGUUAGUAAUAUGUGACCGUGGACCACAGAACCAGUCAUAAGUGUCAGUUUUUUAAAAUUGAGAUUUAUACAUUGUCUGAAAGCUAAAUAAUAAGCUUUCCAUUGAUCUAUGGUUUGUUAGGAUAGGAGAGUAUUUGGCUGAGAUACAACUAUUUUGAAAAUUAAUUAAAACUAUUUGGAAUCUGAGGGUGCAAAAAAAAAAAAAAAAAUCAAAA
Messenger RNA from Labeo rohita (rohu), 3964 nucleotides. RefSeq names its product adrenoceptor alpha 1Aa (gene adra1aa). The coding region runs from base 1709 to 3169 and encodes 486 amino acids. NCBI's taxonomy places the organism in Eukaryota, Metazoa, Chordata, Actinopteri, Cypriniformes, Cyprinidae. Gene Ontology annotation, biological process: adenylate cyclase-activating adrenergic receptor signaling pathway; cell-cell signaling; positive regulation of cytosolic calcium ion concentration. The record is from RefSeq and is a predicted model, not a curated record. Gene Ontology annotation, molecular function: alpha1-adrenergic receptor activity. The transcript is spliced from 4 exons. Gene Ontology annotation, cellular component: membrane.